AUGUCGUCCCCCCAGCAGCGUUUAUCCUCGGUCGGCAACCAAUUGGCUCUGCCUUCGGCCAAGCAGCGCCUUCUCGCAAAGAACCCCGACGAUGUCGUCAUCACUUACCUUGCGCGUACACCGCUCACCAAGGCCCGCAAAGGUGGCUUGAAGGACACCAGCAUCGACACCCUCCUUGUCUCGUUGCUCACCACCGUUCGCGAAAACUCCAAGAUCGACCCCAACCUCGUCGAAGAUGUCAGCGUCGGUAACUGCCUCGCCCCAGGCGCCGCCUAUGUCGCGCGCUCCGCCGUCCUGGCCGCCGGAUUCCCUGUCACAACAGCCGCCUCAGUCUGCAACCGUUUCUGUUCCUCCGGUCUCCUCUCCAUCCAAAACAUUGCCAACCAGAUCAUCGCCGGCUCAAUCGAUGUCGGAAUUGCUGUCGGAGCCGAGAGCAUGAGCACAAACGCCGACGGCGGUGCCCCCGAGAUGACCGAGCUUAUCACCAAGCACCCCAUCGCAUCCCAGAACUCCCAGCCCAUGGGCCAGACAUCCGAGAACGUCGCGGCGCAAUUCAACAUCUCGCGCGAGCAGCACGAUAAGUUCGCUGCGGCUAGUUACCAGAAAGCCGAGCGUGCGCAGAAGGCUGGCUGGUUUGAGGAUGAGAUCGUGCCUGUCAAGACUCAGAUCAAGGACCCCAAGACUGGCGAGGUGAAGGAUGUUAUUGUUGACCGGGAUGAUGGCAUUCGGUACGGUACUACUGCUGAGGGACUGGGCAAGAUUCGCUCUGCGUUCCCCCAGUGGACUCCUAGCGCUACUACAGGUGGUAAUGCUAGUCAGAUCACUGAUGGUGCUGCUGCUUUGGUUUUGAUGAAGCGGUCCCGCGCUCUGGAGCUUGGCCAGCCUAUUGUUGCUAAGUUCUGUGGUGCUACUGUUACUGGACUUGAGCCUAGAAUUAUGGGUAUUGGGCCAUCUCUUGCUAUUCCUAAGAUUCUGGGCAAAUUCAACUUGUCUAAGGAUGAUGUUGAUAUCUUCGAGAUCAACGAGGCCUUUGCUUCUAUGGGUGUCUACUGUGUUGGCAAGUUGGGUCUCGAUGAGGCCAAGGUCAACCCGCGUGGUGGUGCUAUUGCCUUUGGUCACCCUCUCGGCGCGACAGGUGCCCGCCAGGUUGUUACAGCGCUGUCGGAGCUGCGUCGCCAAGACAAGCGCAUCGCUGUGACUUCGAUGUGUGUGGGAACUGGUAUGGGUAUGGCCGGUAUCUUUGUUUCGGAGCAUUAG
Messenger RNA from Penicillium pulvis, 1257 nucleotides. Its product is annotated as putative peroxisomal 3-ketoacyl-coA thiolase (Kat1). The transcript is spliced from 6 exons. Gene Ontology annotation, biological process: phenylacetate catabolic process; fatty acid beta-oxidation. The record is from RefSeq and is a predicted model, not a curated record. Gene Ontology annotation, cellular component: peroxisome. NCBI's taxonomy places the organism in Eukaryota, Fungi, Ascomycota, Eurotiomycetes, Eurotiales, Aspergillaceae. Bases 1 to 1257 code for a protein of 418 amino acids. Gene Ontology annotation, molecular function: acetyl-CoA C-acyltransferase activity.